This is a messenger RNA of Cimex lectularius (bed bug), 4355 nucleotides long. It is a transcript of the gene E(Pc), whose product is annotated as enhancer of polycomb homolog 1. The transcript has 13 exons. The record is from RefSeq and is a predicted model, not a curated record. Gene Ontology annotation, biological process: regulation of transcription by RNA polymerase II. The coding region runs from base 437 to 2665 and encodes 742 amino acids. Lineage: Eukaryota; Metazoa; Arthropoda; Insecta; Hemiptera; Cimicidae. Gene Ontology annotation, cellular component: piccolo histone acetyltransferase complex.
UAACCCCUAAGCCGACAGCUAACUCGGUGGCCGUAGAAGGGUUGAAAAAACGUUGCGAUCCGUCGAAAGUGUCAUCAUUUACCGUUCCGAUUCAAAUUGAUAGAUAUGCGUGUCUGUUUUAAAAUGCGUUCGCAUGAGAAAGUGUGGUAGGGGAGGAGGCCAUAUGUCCAGCAUGCGUCGAUUCCCGCGCGUUGCAUGUUGGUACCGAAUUGUAUAGAUCCGCCAUGAUGCCUAAUCGAGUACAGGCUUCUUUUUCACGUUUCAAAGUGAAUAUUUCGUUUUUGUGACUGUGCACGAGAAAAUAUAAAGAUGGGAACGAGAUAAAGAGUGUUUUUGUUCGAGUUCGGACAGGGUUUCGACCCUCUGUCGCCCUGAAAAGGGACUGAACGGAGGCUUUUCAGUGUUGUGCCAAUGUGCUCUUAGGUUGUCAACAAAAAUGAGCAAGCUCUCCAUCAGGGCCAGGCAGCUCGAUGCGACCAAGCCCCUGCCAAUUUAUCGGUCGGAGGAGCUCCCGGAUUUGCCAGAAUAUUCGGCAAUCAAUAGAGCGGUCGCUCAAAUGCCGAGUGGAAUGAAAAAAACAGAAGAAUGUGAACAUCACUUACAGAGGGCAAUUGUUACUGGUCUGAUCAUUCCUACUCCUGAGGUUGAAUGUAUGGAAGAUAUGGCGACUUAUGAUAGACUUUAUCCAGCUAAUUAUAAGCCGCCAUGGCAACUCAUCCACAUGCAAUCCUUUUCUAUGGAGGAGGAAGUUCCAGAUUAUGACAUAGAUUCAGAAGAUGAAAAAUGGCUCUCUAUGCAAAAAUUGGAUAUCACACCACUCAAAUUUGAAGAGAUGAUGGACAGGCUGGAAAAGAACUGCGCUCAAAAUUUUGCAUCUCAAAACCGUAAAGAGCUUCUUCUGAAAGAUGAUGAUGAACUCUCAAUUGCAAUUUUUGAUUAUUGGCUCAGCAAGAGGCUUAGCUCUCAGCCCCAUCCUCUUGUGCCAUGUAUUAAGACUGAAGUCAACAACCGAGGCACUGGGGGUAACACCAAUUACGACGAUAAUCCAUAUUUAGCGUUCAGGAGAAGAACAGACAAAAUGCAGACUAGGAAGAACCGCAAAAGUGAUGAAACUUCAUAUGAGAAGAUGGUCAAGUUGAGAAGGGAUCUAAGCCGAGCUUUACAAUUGUUGGAAAUGGUUAAAAGAAGAGAGACUGCAAAGAAGGAAUUAGUCGACUUAACUGUCCAACUUUAUGAAAAGAGGUACCAUGCAAAUGAUUUGAGUGGAGCACUUCUAGCCGAAGUAUCAACAUUUAAAUCAGUUCGUCCUGCAUUUGCUCCAAUCUAUACAAACCAGUAUACACCCAAUCAUAGUCAUUGGACUAUGAAACCUCCAAAGGAUGAAGUGGGGAAUAAUAGAAAAGAAAAGAGGCAAUAUAAGAAAAGGAAACAUAAAACAAUAGGGUUAAAUAUUGGUGAACGUCCUGGUUCACUUUCCAACUCUGGGGGAGCAGGAAGUGUAGUUUCUGGAAGUUUAUCGUCCGGUGAUGAUGAACCGACUCCUGGUGUCGGAGUAACUUCGCCACCGCAAUCUCCCCAAGUUGCUUUUCCUUUCCAUAGAAAUAAAAACUGCACUUACCAAGCCCCAUUGAGCGGAGGAGGUAUUGGGAAUUGGAGCUGGUCUUCUCCUGAAGAAGGAGGUUCUGGUGAAGAAAGGUAUAGGUUUAGCCUCGCAUCUGUAACACAACCCAAACCUACCUGUGUUGGCCUAGUCCGCCGGCGGAUAGGCAGAGGUGGAAGGGUAAUUUUGGAUCGUGCUGGACCAUCAAUGGAUGACUUUUGGUCAUCGCUUGAUUUCACGAUACUCGAUAAUGCCAAAUCUCAUUCAGAUGGAGUACAACUACAAAAUCCUCCACCCUUCCAGUACAGCAGACAUUUUCGUCCAAAGACGCCUCCAUCUAUUAAGUCGGAGCCUGAUGUUGACAGUGACUGCUCACUGGACAGUAACGGUCUCCUGCAGGGUUCAACACUCUGUGUUCAGGUUGAAAGUUUAACAGAUUGUGACAGUACAGCUGUUGAAUUGGAUCUUGGAGAACUCUUUCCUGAUCUCGAGCUGGAUGCUUUGAGGUGUGAACUUGGAGGGAAACGGCCGAGGAAAGGUGGAGGAAAUACUUCAGUUUCAUCAACUGAAUUAACGACUAGUGGGUUGGACUCUGCCAGCGGGGAACUUGGGGUCAGCCCUGACCCUCUGAGAAGUGGUAGCUCUGAGUUUGUCGUCACUGAUGACAGGUGGCGAGGGGGUGGUGAUUCAAGUCCUCCCUUGUCUUCUUCACUCACGAACCACAAGUUGCCCCCACCACCAUCAGAGAGUGUCCUCCAAUGUGACAGAAUACCACCUUUUAUGGCUAAUGGGCCCAUUAACCACACUGACUGUGGUGGUUGGGGGCAGCAACAGUCAAGUGGAAGUCAACAAUCUUACAAGUGGAGUAGUAGCAGCGGAAAUAGUCUUGUUCCCGUGACCUCUAGUAGUCAGGCAACAAACAGCUUAAACGCAAAAUUGGCUGCCAGAACAAAUUCCUCACAAUUAAAUAAUGACCCUGGAGGCAGUGGUGAUAUGCAUAAGCGACCGACUGGCAGUUCAGGGCAAGCAGCGAUUGUACAUAAUACACCGAUGGAAGUCACCUGACCAACAAGAAGCAAAGAUUUCACUGUAAACUUCAAUUGUUUGAAAAAGCUGCUGUUUUCACUCCACCGACCUUUCACUGACAUGAUCUUGCAUCUGUCUGUUUCCUAUCUAUAUAUAUCUCGUUAUUGCGCAUACACAAAAAAUUAGUAGCCUGUGAUUCUGAAUAUAUAAUUGUACGACUAUUGUAGGGAAAUUGUGUAAACGAUUUUUUUUUUUUUUUUUAAUGAUUACAGUAUGUGUGAUAUGAGUGAGUUCUGUAUAUCCUUUGAAUGUAUGUAAGUUUAUUAAUUAUCAUGUUUAUUCAUUUUGUCUUCAAUUUAAUGAAUCACAUUCCUUGUGCGUCGUAAGGAAACAAAACUGUAUAAAAAAAUAUGUAUGUGUAAAAAUAUAAUAUGUGUAUAUUAUACUAAGAGAAGGUGUGUUCUCACCAAUAUAGUCAUGGUUGUAUAUAAGCUAUCAUUUGCUUGGAAUUGGAGAAAUUGGUUCAAAUUUUUAACUACACAAUAUUAUCAAACAUUUAUGGAAUUUUUUGUUUUAUAUAAAAACACUACAGGUAUGUGCGUGCCAAAUAUACUCAUAGAAAUUUCCUUCUUAUUUUUAUUAAUGGUGUUAUUACAUGUUAAGUAGUUUAACGUUUAUAUUUAACGUUUGCUGUACUUUUUUAAAAAUGACAGUUUAAUUUUACAUUUCUUUUCGUAUUUUUGUAUGUCUUAAGUUGGAUUUUAAGUAUCUGAUAGACUUGUAUGACCGACCUAAAUGCCUAAGAACUUAUUUUUAUUUUUAUUGUAAAUUUGAUGUAAAUAAUUUUGUUCCCAAAUGUUCAUUAAUAAGUUGAAGAAAGAAAAAUAAACGCUUACCUAGGAAUGGAAACCGUCUCCAUAUAUAGCUAUGAAUUUUUUGUAAAAAUGAUAUUUAGAUGUGUAAUGAAAUUGUAUGUGCAUAUAAACCGAUAAAGGGAAAAGUACUUUGUAAAUAUUAAUUUCCCUUCAUUAGAGGUCUGUGCGCUCAUUGAAGUUUCACAAUUAUUUUCAAAUUCUGUUUUUAUUUUUUCUAAAUUUGUCUCCUUUAUUAAAUAUCAUUUAGCUUUGAAAUAUUGUGAAACUCUUUGAAAGCAAACAAAAUUGAAACGCUUAUUCAAAUUUAAUUAACAAUGGAACAUUUAAAAAAAAAUAAAAACCAAUAAAAAUUGUCCGUAAUAUUAAUGUCUUAAUAAUAAGCAUGUUACGGGUGUUGAAUUUCAAGUUUUUCUGACACUUAAGGUUUUUGCUUUUUGUGAAACAAACAUAAGCAAAAGCAGAAAAUGUAAUGAAAGUAAACGUGAUAUUAAAAAUGUCAUAAAAUGUAAAUAAUUAAAAGGGUAACAUUUUAUUAGUAAAUAUUUCGUAAAUGUUGUAAAUAGUCAUUGUCACUUUCAUUGGAAGUAUCUUCAUAGAGAUUAUUUCAGUGAAAUAUACAAAAAUGAUAACUGCAUUUUUGUUCUGUUAAUUUUCAAAGCAACCCGAAUGUUUGUGUAACACGACUUGCACUACAUGUACGACAUACGAAUUCUCUUUCUUGAGAUUGUCUUUCAACAUCAUUCUAGAGUAGUUUCAUUUGAUAAGUACUGAGAAUCUUCAACCCAUGAACAUCCGUCGUACACAUCUUGUUGACUUAUAAUGAUAAUUUCUAGGCCAGUACACGUACACAACUU